Messenger RNA from Pisolithus orientalis, 2223 nucleotides. RefSeq names its product Metallo-dependent phosphatase-like protein. The transcript has 10 exons. The record is from RefSeq and is a predicted model, not a curated record. Gene Ontology annotation, cellular component: cytoplasm. Gene Ontology annotation, molecular function: phosphoprotein phosphatase activity. Bases 185 to 2164 code for a protein of 659 amino acids. NCBI's taxonomy places the organism in Eukaryota, Fungi, Basidiomycota, Agaricomycetes, Boletales, Pisolithaceae.
GUGGUGCCUGGAAUCUCACGUGACCCGACACACCGUCAGCUUCCCCGCAGUGGGCGCAUUCCUGUCAACUGAUGUGCACGCCGUAGCUGGCGUUCAAGAAACGCUGACCAGUAUUGUGUUGUCGUCGACCUUGGUUUCACUCGUUACUAGGCUCUUUUUUUCUUUACUAGGUGUAAUCGCCGAUAUGGCUCUGUCUUGUUCUCGCUUCUUCCGCUUUCUUCGAUCCAUUGCUGAACCGGUGCUCGCUAUCGUCGGUUUCUCCUGCCUCCUCACUUUCAUAUUCAUACUCUAUCAACCCACGCCAGGCCCAGGAAUCUCUCAGAAAGUCGGAUGGCAAUCAUGGGAUUCUGUGAGUUCGGUGGGCAACAGCACGACACCGGAGGAUGUCAGCGUCGAUACCGAUUGGUGGAACGUGUCGUACCCUGGAGAUGAGCCGUCUGACACCUCAAGUUACCCUCUGGACUACUGGGCACCUUUCCUACCGCAUGAUACUGGCCUGUCGGAAAUCACCAUCGAGCGAUGCAUGUUUUCCCCUGAGUUUGCCGGCAUCGACCUGUGCGCACCUGAAACGACAGUAGAGAAGGAUGCCGUUAAAGGUAAAUGGGUGCGCGUCGAACGGGAUCUCAAUAUGCAGUCCGGACUCUGGUCUUUAAAUCUGUACUACAGACGGACGCGUCGGCUUGAUGUUCCUCUUAUCACCGAGUUCAAGCUGCUUCCUUCGGGAGAAGAGCCCGGUACCAGAACAGACAUGUGGUUCAAAGUCAAACGUUCCAUCCGAGACGGUGUCGUGCGCCAAAAGCCUCUUUACCUCUGGUAUAAGAUUGGAAAAGCGAUGAACGAGAUGACAACCGAGGAAAAACAACAAAUUAUUACCGAGGUCGAUGUCUUGUUUGGGGAAGAUCGUCCGUGGUAUGGAUUUGAGAAGGUCGAACCUGCUGUCACACCAGAGAAAGACGGCGUUAUCGAGAGUGUAUAUGUGACUUAUCGACGCGGUGUCAAGCCUGUGCCUCACGCUCCUCCUCUCCACUUUUCGCAAGAUGGAAAGUUCAAGAUUCUUCAGGUUGCCGAUUUACAUUUCUCGGUUUCCCGUGGUGAAUGCAGAGACACCGACAUUUCUCCCUGUUAUGCUUCGGACAACUUGACGAGCACAUUGCUUGGUCAUGUACUUGAUGCAGAGAAGCCAGACAUGGUGGUCUUUACAGGAGAUCAGCUCAACGGCCAGGGAACGUCUUGGGAUCCCAAGUCUGUGUUAGCCAAGUUUGCAUCGGAGGUGAUCGAUCGGAGCAUCCCAUGGGCAGCAGUAUUUGGCAACCAUGAUGACGAGAACGGGGCUGUUAGAGCAGAACAGUUGAAGAUGAUGCAAGCUUUACCAUACUCGCUUGUUGAGAGAGGUCCAAAGGAUAUCCAUGGUGUUGGAAACUACGUUUUGAAAGUCAGGAGUGGAGACAGUUCGGCAACGCAUCUACUCACUCUCUACUUUAUCGACUCGGGGGCGUACUCUCAAGGUUACUUUGAUUGGUUUGGGUAUUUCUUCCCGACCGAAUACGACUGGAUUCACCAAGACCAAAUUGACUGGUUCCUAGGCGAAUCGGCACUGAUAUAUCCUAUCGAACGCCCAUACACUCCUCAGACUACUUCGGAUCUCGGAGACAUCUGGCGAAGGCAAUCAGAUCAACUUCCACCGACGACUCGGAAGCUUGCCAAGCCCAACGCGUUGAUGUUUUUCCAUAUCCCGCUACAAGAGUCGUAUGGGACGCCAGAUAUAGAUCAGCGUACAGGACUCCCACUUGAUAUUGGUACAUCCCUGGAGGGCUCUGGCGCUGCCAAGAAGAGUGAUGGUAUGUUCGAGAAGGGUUUGUUAGCUGCGUUGGAGACGGAUCACCGUUCUGGUGCUGCUAUUCCUGAGGUCAAGGCUGUUGCAAACGGACAUUGUCACGUCAUCGAGGAUUGUAAGAGAAUCAAGGAUGUCUGGUUAUGUUUUGGUGGUGGAGGUUCGUACUCUGGGUAUGGCAGGGUUGGGUUCGAUCGGAGGUUCCGUGUAUAUGAGAUUUCGGAUUACGGGGAGACCAUUCGGACGUACAAGCGGAGCGAGCACGACGAGAUUCUGAAUGACUACAUUCUCGCUGGCCAGGGGGCUGCUCCGUAUAAUUCGCAAUGGAAGUAGAUAGUUUGUUGUUGCCUAAUUUAGCAAUGCUUUCCCAUGUGAUACGCGUGCGUGCGGGG